AUGAGAACACCUCGUAUCCCAGCGUUCUACCGCCUAUUCUUCAUAUACAUCGAGCCGCUCUCUGCCGUAGCGGGUGCCCUCUACGCCGCGCUCGUCCCCGAGCACUACCUCGCGGACCUUUCUCUGACGCCAGCGCAGCGUCGAUCAGCUGAAGUGCGGGAGCCACUCGGGGUGGCCCAGAUGAUGUCGCUCUGGCAGCUAGCCAAUCUUUACCUACUAUUCGCCCUAAACGAACAUCUCGUCCUCUCAUCCACAUCGUCGAUCGCUACCUGGCGCCGUCUUCUCUUUUGCCUUCUCAUCGCGGACUUUGGGCACCUUCUCACGAUGUCACCGCUGGGAUUACAGGCGUUCUGGCAUGUCUGGGAGUGGAAUGCGAUGCUGUGGGGGAGCAUUGGGUUUGUUUACGUUGGUGCUAGUAUGAGGAUGUCGUUCUUGCUUGGCGUAGGGCUAGGAGGCCGCUUAGGGGAAAAGCGAAAAUAA
Molecule: messenger RNA, 480 nt
Organism: Pleurotus ostreatus (oyster mushroom)
Lineage: Eukaryota; Fungi; Basidiomycota; Agaricomycetes; Agaricales; Pleurotaceae
Exons: 1
Coding region: 1-480 (159 amino acids)
Source: RefSeq, a predicted model, not a curated record